AUGUACGCCGACUCCGCCAUCCCUGCAGACCCUUACAACGAGGCCUACAACAAUGAUCCGCCUCCUGCGUCCGCCGCACCUCCCUCAGAGUCUCGCGACCUGACCAGCCUCCUCCCCGCGGCCGGUCGCGCUCGCGUAGCCCAGCGUGUACGGACUAAUUUGGCAAAGCAGGCGCCUAACCCUUCUAACGUGCUCGGUGUCUUUGGACUUAGCAUCCGUUCGACCGAGAGGGAUUUGGAUGACGAGUUUAGCCGCUUUGGACGCGUCGAGAAGGUUGUCAUUGUGUAUGACCAGAGGUCCGACCGCUCCCGUGGGUUCGGAUUCAUCACGAUGUCUACCGUCGACGAGGCGGCGCGAUGCAUCAAGGAACUCAAUGGAGUGGAGUUGAAUGGCCGCCGCAUUCGUGUCGACUACUCGGUUACUGACCGUCCUCAUGCUCCCACUCCUGGCGAGUACAUGGGUCAUCGUCGCCGCGAGCCUGAGGUGGGCAGUCGCGACUAUGUUCCUCGCGACCGUCACGACGACAGGAAUCGCCGUGACCGCGAACCGUACAGAGGCCGUUACGACCGGGACGAUCGGGACCGGGACCACUACGGCAGGGACAGCAGGGACUGGCGCGACCGCCGCAGUCCUCCUCCUCGGUCGCGAUACUCGCCCGAGUACAGGCGGCGCAGGAGCUACUCCCGCAGCCCCCCGCGUGGCAGCAGCCCCGGCCGGGGUCGGGACUACGACGCUCCGGCGGCCACGAACGGGAACAGCGACUCCCGCUGGUGA
Epithele typhae is the source of this 774-nucleotide messenger RNA. RefSeq names its product RNA-binding domain-containing protein. The record is from RefSeq and is a predicted model, not a curated record. Gene Ontology annotation, cellular component: spliceosomal complex. Lineage: Eukaryota; Fungi; Basidiomycota; Agaricomycetes; Polyporales; Epitheliaceae. Gene Ontology annotation, molecular function: RNA binding. The coding region runs from base 1 to 774 and encodes 257 amino acids. Gene Ontology annotation, biological process: positive regulation of mRNA splicing, via spliceosome. The transcript is spliced from 5 exons.